AUGGGCGCGCUGGAGCCGGCGACGGGAGCCCCCAGCGCCGCCGUCCCCAUGCUCAGCGGCGCCGCCAGCUUCGCCAAGGAGCCGCCGGGGCCGCGGGACCCCGCGGCAGCCGCCGCCGGGUACUACGGCGAGGCGGGCGGCCCGGAGCCGGCCGCCCCGCCGCUGCCCUACGGCGCGCCCGCGGUGCCGAGCGUCUUCGGCAGCCGCUUCCUGGGGCCCUGCCCGCCUUACCGGGCGCCGGCGCCGCCCGCCGCCCCGGCCGCGGCUCCGGGCUACGCGGCGGGCGAGGGUUACGCGGGCGCGGAGCUGUACGCGGGCGCGGAGGGCGCGUACGGCCCGGGGGGGCCGCCCUUGUGCCCCCGCGCCGGGCCGCUCUGCGCCCUGCCCGGCUACCGGGCGGCCGGCAAGGUGCAGGUCAUGCUCAACAACUACCCGCUCUGGGCCAAGUUCCACAAGCACCAGACCGAGAUGAUCAUCACCAAGCAGGGCAGGCGCAUGUUCCCGUUCCUSAGCUUCAGCCUCUCGGGCCUCAACCCCGUGGCCCACUACAACGUGUGCGUGGACGUGGUGCUCGUGGACCAGCACCACUGGCGCUACCAGGGCGGCAAGUGGGUGCAGUGCGGCAAAGCYGAGGGCAACAUGCCAGGGAACCGCCUCUACGUGCACCCCGACUCGCCCAACACGGGCGCCCACUGGAUGCGCCAGGAGGUCUCCUUCGGCAAGCUGAAGCUCACCAACAACAAGGGGGCCUCCAACAACGUGGGGCAGAUGAUCGUGCUGCAGUCGCUGCACAAGUACCAGCCGCGGCUGCACGUGACGGAGGUGAAGGAGGGCGAGGGCGCGGGGAGCUGCCCGGUGCCGCACGCGCACACCUUCGCCUUCCCCGAGACGCAGUUCAUCGCCGUCACCGCCUACCAGAACGCCGACAUCACGCAGCUGAAGAUCGACCACAACCCCUUCGCCAAGGGCUUCAGGGACAACUUUGACUCCAUGUACCCGGCCUCGGAGGGCGAGCGCCUGACGCCGUCGCCGCCCGACGCCGCCGGCUGCCAGCCGCUGCUGCCCGGCGCCCGCUUCCCGCCGCUGCUGCCCGAGCCGUACGCGCUGCCGCCCGGGCGCUACUACAACGGCGAGCGCGGCGCCCCGCUGCCGCUGCCCCCCAAGGACCCCCCGCGCUGGUACUUCGCCCCCCAGCAGCCGCCCGCCGACUACGGCGCCUACGAGAGCGGCUACAGCGGCGGCAAGCUGGUGCCCUACGGCGCCAAGGCGCUGGCGCUGCCGCCCGCCGGCCACGCGCCCCUGCCCUACUACGGCGAGGGGGCCCUGGGCACGCCGGCCACAUGGAGCCCCCCGCAGUACCCGGGCAAGGGCCCCGCGCCCCUCGGCUGGUACCGGGACCCCCGCGAGGACAAGGGCAAGGAGGCGGCCGAGGCGGCGCUCUACGAGGGCGAGUGCAAGCGGCGCCGCGUCUCCCCGUACCCCGCGAGUGCCGAGAGCCCGCCGCCCGCCGCGCACCCCGGGGAGCCCCUCGAGGGCAAGGAGCCCACCGCCCAGCCCCCCUACUACGGCUUCUACGGCACCUGA
Nothoprocta perdicaria is the source of this 1584-nucleotide messenger RNA. RefSeq names its product T-box 21 (gene TBX21). The record is from RefSeq and is a predicted model, not a curated record. Bases 1 to 1584 code for a protein of 527 amino acids. The transcript has 6 exons. Gene Ontology annotation, biological process: cell fate specification; positive regulation of DNA-templated transcription; lymphocyte migration. Gene Ontology annotation, molecular function: DNA-binding transcription factor activity, RNA polymerase II-specific; RNA polymerase II cis-regulatory region sequence-specific DNA binding. NCBI's taxonomy places the organism in Eukaryota, Metazoa, Chordata, Aves, Tinamiformes, Tinamidae. Gene Ontology annotation, cellular component: nucleus.